Hipposideros armiger (great roundleaf bat) is the source of this 605-nucleotide messenger RNA. RefSeq names its product selenium binding protein 1 (gene SELENBP1). NCBI's taxonomy places the organism in Eukaryota, Metazoa, Chordata, Mammalia, Chiroptera, Hipposideridae. The record is from RefSeq and is a predicted model, not a curated record. The transcript has 4 exons. Bases 285 to 605 code for a protein of 106 amino acids. Gene Ontology annotation, molecular function: selenium binding.
AGGAGCCCAGGGCUUCGCGUAGGCAGGACCUCUGAUCCUUCCUCUCGUCCCUUCACUGAGUACCCCCUUCAGCGGGCCUUCACCGCUGGCUGCUGGUGGGACACAGUUGACACUGGCAUGGGCCCAGCCCAGCGGGAGCUUAUGGUCCCAGGGGACAGACAGCAUGGGAGAGAAGUCAGUGUGUUCUGCCUGGGGCGUCAGCCGUCUCUCUGACUCUCCCAUGCUUCUCUGCACAGGGGACCGGCCUGAGUGUCAGCCAUAUUGCGGCAGGGAAAAUUGUGUCCAUGUUUGAAGGGAAAGCGAACAGGGUCAUCGAGGCCAAGGACAUCCAUGCCAAGUGUGGCCUAGGCUACGUGCACAACAGCCACUGCCUGCCUAGUGGGGAGGUGAUGGUCAGCACCCUGGGGGACCCCAAGGGCAAUGGCAAAGGGGGUUUCGUGCUGCUGGACGCAGAGAUAUUUGAGGUGAAGGGCACGUGGGAGAAACCUGGGGCAGCUGCGCCUUUGGGCUAUGACUUCUGGUACCAGCCUCGACACAAUGUCAUGAUUAGCACUGCAUGGGCAGNGGCAGCUGGCAGCCGCUCAGCUCAAGGAAGUCUGUCCUGA